AUGGUCAUUUGGAAUUGUAUUGUAUGAAAUAUAUACAAAUGGAGGACCCCCUUACCCUGAAAUGGAUGCAUCGUCUGUUAUUCAAAAACUUGCAACUGGUUACAGGAUGGAGAAACCAACUGCAUGUCCUCAGCACAUAUAUGAUAUAAUGAUGAAGUGCUGGAAAUCGUGCCCUAAUCAAAGACCAACAUUUAACGACAUGUUCAUGACGUUUGAUAGUUUGCUGGAAAUGGGUACAGACUAUUUAGAAACCGAUCCAUAUCCAGCGACAAUAGCGGUAGAAGAAAACAUCCUCAACUCAUUAAAUAUGAAUGCUUAUCCUCCUCACCAGAAACAGAAUGACGAUGGAAUCUCAAUUGAUAGUCAAAGUGAUGAGAUGAAUUGUCAAUCACCAGAAGAGGCACAUAUUGCGUUUUUCGUAUCCAAUGGCAGCACUCCUACAGGGCACGUCAUAGAAUUUAUACCAAAAAUGGAAGAUUCCGAAGCGGACGAGGAUUCAUGAAGUCAUGUGUUAAGCAUUAAAUACAUGUGCAAUCUAUAGGUGGCAGCUAAUGUGUUGAAAUAGCUAUUAGCAGCUAACGACUCUACACCAAUGCACGUUACGUACGUCACAAUUCGCAGAUUAUAAUACAUACAUACACACAAAGAUACACAUAUACAUACACACAUACAUACACCUAUACACGCAC
This is a messenger RNA of Anneissia japonica, 689 nucleotides long. RefSeq names its product tyrosine-protein kinase FRK-like. Gene Ontology annotation, biological process: multicellular organism development; protein phosphorylation; cell surface receptor protein tyrosine kinase signaling pathway. The record is from RefSeq and is a predicted model, not a curated record. Lineage: Eukaryota; Metazoa; Echinodermata; Crinoidea; Comatulida; Comatulidae. Gene Ontology annotation, molecular function: transmembrane receptor protein tyrosine kinase activity; ATP binding. Gene Ontology annotation, cellular component: signaling receptor complex.